Molecule: messenger RNA, 3923 nt
Organism: Closterium sp. Naga37s-1
Lineage: Eukaryota; Viridiplantae; Streptophyta; Zygnematophyceae; Desmidiales; Closteriaceae
Source: the annotation of a GenBank genome assembly
AUGGAGAGCCGUGAGAGAGAAGCGGGAGGCUUCACAGGCGUGGAUGCCACGUCUUCCGCGCCUCGCGGCGAAUCUCACGGCGAAUCUCACGGCGCGUCUCACGGCGGGUCUCGCGGCAGCGAUUCGAAGAAAUCGAGGAGCGAGUCCAGUGGCGGCAAGGGGCGGAAGGGUCAGAAGCACAAGAAGCAGCGCGAUGUUCUGAAAGACGCCCAAGAAGCACAGGAACGACUCAGGCGACUCGCGGCGUCUGGCGGGGGCUCGCUGGCCGCCACUGGAUGGGGCGACGAGGGGGGCGACGGCGGGGGCUCGAUCGCGGCAACGGGAUGGGGCGACGAGGGGGUUGAUGGCGCAGGGGGAGGGCAGGGGGACAUGCAGGGGGGAAUGCAGGGGGGAAUGCAGGGGGGGAUGCAGGGGGAGGAGCAGGGAUUGGCUGUGAGUGAGUUUGUUCCUGUAACGAGUUUUGGUGAGGGUGAGGGUGAGGGUGAGGGUGGAAUGGUUGGGGUGGCUGCUGGUUGGGGUUGUCAGGGGGGUGAGUCGUCUGGUGAAGUGGGGUUAGGAGCGGUGGAGAUGGGUGGGGAAGUGUAUGGAGAGCAGGAAAGUGGGCAGUUUCAGGGCUACGGUGCGAGGCAGUAUGGUGGUGAGGCACGGGGGCAGUAUUGGGCGGAGGAGCAGGGGCAGGCUUGGGGGGAAGCGCAGUGGCACGAGGGGGAGGCGCAGGGGCAUGGGGGGGCAGGGGGAAGGCGCAGCUGGGGUGCGCAAGGGGAAAAUUACUGGGGGAGUGGGGGAAAUGGGUAUGCGGGCGGAGGGGAAGGAUCUGAUUGGGGCGGUAAUGGGGAAGGGGGCAACUGGGGCGGGGGUGAGGGGGAAGGGAGUGGGCGGAGAGGGGGAUGGGGAGGAGGAUGGGAAAAGGGAUGGGGCAGAGGCAAGGGGUGGCGGAGAGGAGGGCGGGGAAGGUGGGGAAACGGUUGGGGGAGGGGACGGGGGCAAGAGGGGGAGUAUGGGGGAGGAGGGGGAUAUGGGGUAGGGGAAUAUGGGGAAGGAGGAGGGUACGGGGAAGGAGGGGGGUAUGGGAGGGGAAGAGGUUAUGGAGGCGGAAGGAGGUAUGGGGGCGGGGGGGGGUAUGGGGGCGGAGGGGGGUAUGAGAGCGGAGGUAGGUAUGGGGGCGGAAGGGGGUAUGGGGGAGAAGAAUAUUGGGGAGGAGGAUUCACUAGGGAGAACGGUGAGCAGCAGGGGUGGCAGGGGCAAGAGGGGGCAACACAAGAGGGGGAAGUGCAGGGGCAAUACUAUAGGCGGUGGGAAGAGCAGGGAGGGGGACCGGGGAACUGGGGAGGAGUGCGGAAUACAGGAAGGGGAAGGGGAUGGGUGGAAGGGCAGCAGCAGCAGCAUUGGGAGGGCCAGAGGCAAAGUCAAGAGCAGGGGGAAGCACAUGGGGGUGGGCAGAGAUGGGAGGGUGAGAGACAGUGGAACGACUGGGGGGAGGGGCAGCAGAGGAGGGGUGGGCGGGGGCAGUUUGAGAGAAGGGGAGAGAAGGUGGGAUGGGGAGGUGAGGAGCAGAGGGGAGGGUGUGAUGGGGAUGGAUGGGAGGGGCAGGGGGAGAGUGGAGGGGAGUGGCAGUGGCAGAAGCAGCAGAGUGAGUCCUCCAUGCCUCAUGCCGAGUCUGACGCCUCUGGUUCGGGCCGUUUCAAGCCUGGCCCGGGCAGUGGUCCAGCUGGUGCCAGCUGUCACGACGGCGUUGGUGUGCUCUCAGCCACGGCGGCAGCAGAGGAAGCAGCUCGGAAGGAAGAGGAGCAGCGGGCGGAUGGGGGAGUUGGCGGGGGGGGAGGGGAAGGGGGAGGGGGAGGGGGAGGUGGGGAAGUGGAUGGGGACGGGCUGGCUGGGGGGACGACUCGAGAGGCCAAGGGGGAAGGUAGGUGGUCCCCGCACCUGCCCCAGCUGAACCUGUCUGGUGAUGCCGGCACCUCCCCCCAGGGUCUAUCGCAGCAGCAGCUGCCCCAGCAGCAGGUGUCUGUGUGUGCGGUGAAGCCGUCACGCAAGGCACAGCGCACAGAGGAGUGGUUGAGAGAGGCCGCCGCUGCUGCUGCUGUAGGUCCUGCUGCAGCAGCUGCUGCUGCCCGUGCGACAGAGGCAGAUGGGAGCUUGGCGGAAAGGGAUGGGAGGGCAGAGGGGAUUGCAGCUGCUCCAGCUGCAGCAGAUUCCCGAGCGGCGGCAGAUUCCCGGGCGGCAGCAGAUUCCCGGGCGGCAGCAGAUUCCUGGGCGGCAGAUGGCAGGGAUGGUGGUGGGUCUGAAGGAGCAGGGUUGGAGUUUGAAACAGCAGAGGGAACGACAAGAGGAGGCAACAAGGAAGGGUUUGGCAGCACAGAGGAAGGAGAGCAAGGGGGAGUAGAGGAACGAUGGGAGAAGGGAGAGGAGGAGGGAGGGGAGGGGAGAGCGGAAGGAGGGGAGGAGAGGGAGGAGGAGGAGGCAGGGGAAGAACAACGGGUGGAAGAAGGAGAGGAGGCAGGAGGCAAUGGCGCAUACCUUGACCUGCCAUCCAACACGUGUUCUUUCUCGGAUGGCGGCGACGGCUUUGAAUCGGAUGUGGACAGCGAGGAGGAGAUGGAGUCGCUGUUUCUCGACAGCACUCUGGCAGAUGACUGGCCGCUCUAUGGUGUCGGCAUGGCGGGAUUUGCAGGCUGUGGGGCAGGAGCGGAAGCAAAGGGAGGACGGAGGACGUCCACUCAGUACACAGCAGUGCACGUGAUUAGAGUGAAGACAGCAGUGCACGUGAUUAGAGUGAAGACAGCAGUGCACGUGAUUAGAGUGAAGACAGCAGUGCACGUGAUUAGAGUGAAGACAGCAGUGCACGUGAUUAGAGUGAAGACAGCAGUGCACGUGAUUAGAGUGAAGACAGCAGUGCACGUGAUUAGAGUGAAGACAGCAGUGCACGUGAUUAGAGUGAAGACAGCAGUGCACGUGAUUAGAGUGAAGACAGCAGUGCACGUGAUUAGAGUGAAGACAGCAGUGCACGUGAUUAGAGUGAAGACAGCAGUGCACGUGAUUAGAGUGAAGACAGCAGUGCACGUGAGUAGAGUGAAGACAGCAGUGCACGUGAUUAGAGUGAAGACAGCAGUGCACGUGAUUAGAGUGAAGACAGCAGUGCACGUGAUUAGAGUGAAGACAGCAGUGCACGUGAUUAGACUACCCGAGCCCGCUCACCGGUUCCUUCAGGACUUUGAACAGCCUCUCACUAUCCAAGUGCCGCAGCAGCAACAGCAACAGCCCAUUCGCCGGUUCCUUCAGGAAUUUGACAGCCUCUCUCCGUCCGAAUGGCGUAACAACAGCAGCAAAUACCGGCGCAAGGGCUGGCAGCAGCAGCAGCAGCAGCAGCAGCAGCAGCAGCAGAGGCAGAGGCAGAGGCAGUUCAAGUGCCCGGUUUGUGCUGGCGGGAAGGGCGAGACAGAGUGGUGGGACGGCGUGCGGGCGCUCCUGCAGCACUCGCUGACCAUCAGGAGUCGGAGGAUGAAGGAGCACCGCACCUUUGCUGCCGCUCUCGGGGAAAGGAUGAAGGAUAAGGGCGCGGGGCUGGUGAUGCUUGGCAGGGGAGCGGUUGGAGGGGAUACGGGGGGUGGAAGGGGAGGGGGAGAAAGGGGGAGGGGAGUGGGAAGUGGAGGGGAGGGGUGGAGUGUGGAGGGAGGAGGGAUGCGGAGAUGUGCGGCAGCAACAGUUGUCGCACCAGCAGCAUCACCAUCACCACCGCUGACAGCGUUAUCAGGGGGAGCAGCAUCGGUGCUUCUGGGGAGUCUCCCGGUGAAUCAGUGGCAGGGGUUGGGGGGCGCAAGGGCGAAGGGGGGGAAGCGGGGCAAUGAAAACGUGGUGUGGCCGCCAGUGGUGGUGGUGCGCAACACACACCUGUGUCCGGACGAGGAUGGAAUGAGCGUGGAGUG